Molecule: messenger RNA, 3491 nt
Organism: Nymphalis io (European peacock)
Lineage: Eukaryota; Metazoa; Arthropoda; Insecta; Lepidoptera; Nymphalidae
Exons: 12
Coding region: 204-1388 (394 amino acids)
Source: RefSeq, a predicted model, not a curated record
AACUUUGACAGGCUUCGCUUGAUAGUGCACGUAGUUGUGAACACGGCCGCUCACAGAAAGUAAAGUUUGUUGUUCUCGUAACUCAACGUGCAGCGGCACUCAGGUCUCAGCAGUGUCGCUCCGCUGCGCGCCCCGACCGGCCGCCAUGACGCGCUGACCUGUAUUCCACAAACUUGUGACAACUGACAACAAACUUGUAAAACAUGUUGUGUUUUACCUGGAGAUAUGUCUUCGCCAGCACGCUGCUAGCCACGGCGCUUGCGCAGAACACGGAAAGCAGUGGUGACUUCACACCAGUAGUUAGUGCAACAUGUAAGACUGGUGUAAUGUCGAUAAGGAUCAACUUCAGCCAGCCGUUCAAUGGAGUGACGCAUGCUCGAGAAUUCAGAAAGCCGGCUUGCAUGACACUGGGUAAUGGAACCGAUUCUGUAACUUUUGACAUUAACCUCAUGGCUGCGCCAGGUUCACCGGAUUAUUGUGGAAUAUUCUGGAACAAUCGCACAGACGAACGAUCUUUGCCUCUGGCUGUUCGCGUGCACCGAACACUCGAGCUUGCAGACGACAAGUUCUAUGUCAUCACGUGUGGCAAGGCCGGAUUCAGAAACGCGAGAAACGAAACGUCAUUGGUAUCUCUACGAAUGUUGAAUGCCGAAGGACGGAAGGUGUUGAAUGCUGCCUUUGGAAUGCCUUACACUCUCCGCGCAGAAAUAACCAAGUCUGAUGGUGCUCAUGGAAUACGCAUGAGGAAUUGCUUUGCUUUCAAUAUGCGCAACAAUUCUGUGUAUCUAUUGGAUAAACGAGGAUGCCCUUUAAAAGAGCAAUCAGUGACGGUAAAAUUGGAAAAUGGCGCCGUGGAAUUAGCGAUAGCAUCCAUGUUUCGUUUCCCAGAUUCAUCGCAAGUCAAUUUUCAGUGUGACAUCGGCAUUUGUAAAGGCAGCUGUCAAGCUAUAGAUUGUACGACAGACGGACGCACGGAGCCGGCGGACGAAGAAGGGUCCGUCACUACCUCAACUGGGAUAUUCGUGCUUGAUCCCAACGACAGUGCUGUUGCAGCAUUGGCGUGCUCGGAGAGCGGUAUCCGGCCGCUUUGGCUUCUAUACUUAGCGAUCGCAUUGGGAGUCAUGUUCCUUGUGAUGUUGCUCAUCAACUGCUUCCUCUGCACCGCCAUGACUUGUUCCUGUGCAAGGACUGACGUGAUAGAGAAGGACCCAUCUGUGGUGGAAGACUAUGACCCUUACCGCAGUUGGCACGGCAGUCAGUACGGCAGCAGGUACCCAUCCUCCACUAUACACUCUGCGAGGUCAGUAUCGGACAACAGCGACCAUUACGCCAUAGUUCAAUCGAGGCCGGGGAGUCGUCACUCCGGCAUGCAUCGAAAUAGGCAUUGAUUAAACGCGAUCGAAGAGAUUACUUGGUGACGCUUCAUAUUGAAAAUUGUGUCAGUGUGAAGGAACGUGAUAUAAUGAGUAAUGUAUAUAGUACUUUAACGUAAAUAUUACACAUCGCUGAGUAUACCUAAUAGGAACAUAAGGACUACCCAUAAAUGGCAAGAUGUCUUAAAUCGAUAUAAAUUUAAUUUUUAGGUUUAUAAUUAUUCUUGAAUAUUUUUGAAAUGUUAAAGAUUGAAUCAGAUUUUUUAAUAAAUAAACAGAUUAUAUCGCAUAAUUCGAUCUUAAUGAUAGUAUACCCGUGCCAUUUUAUAUCCAUAUGUAUCAAUUUGAUUCUGAAUCUGAUAUAGAUCUGAAUUAAAUUAAGUGAGAAGUUUAUUAUUUUAUUUGUCAACUCUUAGUUUUUUUUAAUGUAAUACAAUAUGUUGGGGUGACACCGGAUCGGGAAAAUACUAAACUUGAUAUUUUUGUCGCUCACUAAUAAUAGUAGAACGUCAUUUUGAAGUGUACCGCAAUUCAGUGCCAAGGAACAAUACACUACUGCCUAACUUACGAAAGAAUUGAGAUAAUCUUCAUUAGGUAUAUAGAGUUUGUCACUGAAAAGAUCGGAUUUUCCUUUCGUACAAGCCUUAUAUUUUUAAAUGUUUUAUCUUCAUCCUGAGUCUAAAGUUUCCCUGGUAUAAAAAAUACCAAUAAUAACUUUAAAUUUACUUUAAUCAACAGCCGCUGGUAAAAUUAAUAUCAUCCGCAAUUCCAUGAACAUAUCCCAAAUCGAUGUACACAACCGAAAACUAUCCGAACUUACCCCAACGUACUGUACUUGAAGAAUGCAACGAAUCGGUGCCGUAGUUUAGGAAAUUAGUAAAUAAUACGUAAAGCAAUGACGUACGUAGAAAUAAUUUUAAUAUGUUGUCAUUAACUAAACGGCUCUUUUAUUUGCAAGAAUAUGUUUAAGAUUAUUACAUAUGUAUUGGUCUUCAUUUGCUCAACAAUGCUUCCAUACUUUGGAACAAAUUUAUAUUAUUUAUAUUUUAUAUAAAAAAAAUGUUUAAGUAUAUUAUGAAUUAAGUGCACAUUUGAAGUUCGUUCCAAAGAACAUGUGUUUGAAAACGAGUUAAUAAACUUGCAGUAAAAGAUAAAAUGUAAGCGUAAGUAAAUUAUAAAAAUGAAAAAUAUGCAAAUGAUUUUCAGUAACUUGAAGUGGUAAUUGUUGAGCUAUUAUAAAUAAUUACUUAUUUUAGAAAAAAAAGCUUGCUUUCGUUGCAGAAGUGUUUAAUUUUGUGAGAGACUUUCCACGAAAUAAUUGCUUUGCAGUUCAGCUAUCCUGUAAGAAAGUUUGAAAGUCUGCACUAAACACGAUCAUGAAAAGCCACAAAGUCAUAUACAACAUUCUAUAAAAAUAUAACAUUUAAAAUAUAUCACCUUGGUUUUCAAGUGAUAUUUUACAAAACAGCACUGCCGGUAUGAAAGAAAAAUAAAUUGAACUGCCUCAGUUGGUGCUAUGAAAAUAUUUACUCGGUGUAAAUAACAGAAACGAAAUAUUUAAAUACGAAUGUAAUGUAUAUACAUUUAAGAUAUUUCACCAGAAUUACGUAUUAACGCACAAUUUGUUACUAUUAAUAAAUGUUCACAAUUUUAAAUUAAAUAAAAGAAGACAUAAUUUGUGCACUUAUUGUAAGCCACAUCAUUACAGUGUAUUUAGGAUAUAUAAUUAACAGUAUUAACGUUUUAAUAAUUUUGUUAACCAGUGUAUUGAACGAACACAUAGGAGCGUAACAUUAUGUGACUUUGAUAUUAAUAUAACGAGUAAUGAGUAUUGUUUCAAUUAUAAUUCGAAGUUACGUAACAUUUAAUCGUUUAAAAUGUGACGUAGGUAUCUAAGCACCUCUAAAGUUUAGACAGAUAUUGCUUUAAUUUUUAAUUUCACAUAUAAAACAUUACGAGACAUUUUUUUAUUUCAUAACUUGCUAUAAAUUUUUCUCUACUGCUUCCAGCUUAAAUUUUAUCCGUCCAUAGUUUAUAUAAAUGUAUUAUAUUAUGUUAUAGGUAUAUUUAGAUUGAUAUAAGUAAAAUGUGAAAUAAACAAAUUUUAACAAAAACAUA